Molecule: messenger RNA, 6501 nt
Organism: Perca fluviatilis (European perch)
Lineage: Eukaryota; Metazoa; Chordata; Actinopteri; Perciformes; Percidae
Product: protein MTSS 1-like
Exons: 17
Coding region: 446-3085 (879 amino acids)
Biological process (GO): positive regulation of actin filament bundle assembly; adherens junction maintenance; plasma membrane organization
Cellular component (GO): cytoplasmic side of plasma membrane; actin cytoskeleton
Molecular function (GO): actin binding; phospholipid binding
Source: RefSeq, a predicted model, not a curated record
AGUGUUGAGAAAGCAGUAGCUAGGAGUAACGAGUGAGUGUCGGCAUUUAACGUUACCUGUCAAGAUACGGAGUAACAUUAGCAGCCUAACAUUGGGAUUAUUUCUAGUUUCGACUAGAAAACUGCAAUAUAUUAUCUUCAAGGUCCAGCCAUGAGUAUAAACGGGGCGGCGUGGAGGGGAGAGGGGGGAUUUAAAUUUCUCUUUCGUCCCAACAACUUCUUUUGAUUUGAAGUAAACCGUGCACCAGAGCAGAACCGACCUGUGUUUCUUUACAUUUGACUGAGAUAGAAGUUGUUCAUCGAUUACGGAACAGUAGAAUCUUAACACACGGGUUUGUUCGUUUUUGUUCAUACUUUUGGAGUAUUUUGGUUUUCCUGGAGAGCGGAGGUGGCGAGCUGAAAGCGGCUCACCGAGUCGGGACUGACCACUGGAGUUGGUCCUGAAAAUGGAGGGUGUUAUCGAGAAGGAAUGCAGCGCGCUCGGAGGACUCUUUCAAACUGUUAUCGGAGACAUGAAGAGCAGCUAUCCUAUUUGGGAGGACUUUAUCACCAAGGCCGGCAAACUGCAAUCGCAGCUCAGGGCGACGGUGGUUGCUGUGGCGGCUUUCCUGGAUGCCUUUCAAAAAGUGGCCGACCUGGCCACCAACUCACGAGGUGGGACCAAGGACAUUGGCUCAGCGUUGACCAGGAUGUGUAUGCGACAUCGCAGCAUAGAGGCUAAACUCAAACAGUUUUCUAUGGCCUUCCUGGAGGGUCUGAUCAACCCUCUACAAGAACAAGUGGAGGAGUGGAAAAGAGGAGUCAAUACUUUGGACAAGGACCAUGCUAAAGAGUAUAAAAGAGCCCGGCAGGAAAUAAAGAAGAAGUCUUCGGACACACUGAAACUUCAGAAGAAAGCAAAGAAAGCUGAUAAUCUAGGUCGUGGUGAUAUCCAACCCCAGUUGGACAGCGCCAUGCAGGAUGUCAGCGAUAAAUACAUUCUGCUGGAAGAGACCGAGAAACAGGCCCUGAGGAAGGCUCUUAUAGAGGACAGACAGAGGUUCUGCUGUUUCGUAGCCAUGCUGCGGCCUGUAGUGGAUGAGGAGAUUUCUAUGUUGGGAGAGGUCACCCAUCUCCAGGCUAUCUCGGAUGACCUUAAAGCCCUGACCUCUGACCCACACACACUUCCCCCUGCUAGUGAACAGGUGAUCUUGGACCUUAAGGGCUCAGACUACAGUUGGUCAUAUCAAACGCCGCCCUCGUCCCCCAGCACCACUAUGUCCAGGAAGUCUAGCAUGUGCAGUAGUCUGAACAGCGUUAACAGUAGUGACUCCAGGGGAUCCAGUGGCUCUCACUCUCAUUCUCCUUCCUCCUCUUCUUCCUCCUCUUCCUCCCACCACCUCCUCCACCACCAUCACCCCUACCAUCGGUACCGUAGCUCCACACUACCCCAGCAGGCCCCAGCCCGGCUCUCUAGCAUCUCCUCCCACGACUCAGGCUUCAUUUCUUCAUCCCACGAUCAAUACACAUCGUCCAAAUCCUCCCCGCCCAUGGCAGCUGAAACGAAGCCUUGUCCCAGUUCCAGGUCCUCUGAGGUAUCAGAGACUGGGCAGCUCCACAGUGACUGCAGCCCCCCCUCUCCUCUAGCUGCUGCUAGUGCUCCUCAGCACACUACUGACAAGUUGUCCAAUGGUUUUGACCACUACAGUCCAGCCAUUUCCCCCUACAUGCAUAGCACCGGGGGCUCAGGGUCAGACACUGCCUUUCCCUUCUUCCCUCCUUCCUCCUCAUCCUACAUCGCCUCGUCCUGCCCCACUCGUUCAUGGUCACGUCCUGCCUCAGCCUUGCUACCAGACCAACCUCACAACUGCUCGUUGGGCUCCCCCAUGGUGCCUUCAUCCCGAGUCCCCAGCUGGAAGGACUGGGCUAAGCCAGGCCCUUAUGACCAGCCCAUGGUCAACACACUGAGGAGGAAGAAAGACAAGGGGACCCCAGCUGUAGUGGACAGUAACGGUAGUGUGAGUAAUGAUAGCAGACCAUCCUCAGGCCCGCCCUCAAUGUCGACCUCAGCACCAGCUCCAAGUGCACUACAAACAUCGGCAUCAGUGGAGGAGAAGAACAGAACUGUGGGUGCGCCUUUUAAGGCUGGUGAUAUUGAGGCCCACGAGGAACUGGCUCUGGCCUUAUCCAGAGGUCUGGAGCUGGACACCCAGAGGUCCAGUAGAGACUCCAUCCAAUGUUCCAGUGGCUACAGCACGCAGACCAACACGCCCUGCUGCUCCGAAGACACAAUUCCUUCACAAGUAUCAGACUAUGACUAUUUCUCAAUGGCCGGAGAUCAGGAGCCUGAGCAGCAGCACUCUGACUUUGACAAGUCCUCCACCAUCCCCAGAAACAGUGACAUCAGUCAGUCCUACCGACUCAUGUUCCAGAGCAAACGGCCGGCCUCCACAGCCGGCCUGCCCAGCACACAGACUCCCUACCAUGGACAGGGAGCCUACCCUGCAGGGCCCUAUCCCCCCACACCUAUCCACACUGGGGCUUAUCCUCCUACCCCUACAGGCUCGUGUUCAGGUCAGGGAUUUUAUUCUGGAUCCAGCUCCCAUAAUUCCCCUGGCUCCUAUUCUACAGGCCACGGUCCAGUUAUUGUCACCCCUGGGGUUGCCACAAUCCGCCGCACGCCUUCUUCAAAACCUUCCGCCCGCCGGUCAGGCUCAGUUGUGGGCACAGGCCCCAUCCCAAUUCGUACGCCUGUCAUUCCGGUAAAAAUCCCUACGGUGCCCAAUAUGUCUGGAGCAGUUAAUGGGAGCCAGGGUGCAGAGGAGAUGGUUGGAGGAAGAGGAGAAGAAAGCCCAGAUUCUCCAACAUUUGCAGGAGGGGAGGAUGCUGGCACGCUGCCUGUGAUGUCCUGGAGUGGUCAGGCUACAACCAAUCCUCCCACUGUACCCCUGCCCAACCAGCAGCACCUUCACUGUGAGAUAGGCCAGGAAGGAGGAGCAGAGGAGGCAGGCGAAGAGUUAGAAGGCAACAUGCUGGUGGCCAUCCGCAAGGGGGUCAAGCUCAAGAGAACCCUCACCAACGACCGCUCCGCACCACGCAUCGCGUGAGGACAUGACACGCGUGACAACAUGUGAGCUCAUGUCCCAGAAGUGAGGCUCUCCCUUCAUUGUGUUUGUAAAUAAGGUCAAAGGCUAAUAGAAAUGAGAUGUACAGAAUCGAAAGGCGCCUUAUGCUAAUAUGAGAAAUGAAUGACACCAUGUAGCGUUUCUCAUUCUGUACAUUUUCACCUGUGAGAAUCCCUCACUGCAGAAGCCAUCUAUAAUGAUUCAAUGUAGAAAAUAUAAAGACAUGUUAUUGUUCAGGUUCAUAUUUUCUGAUUUGGCUUAUGAUGCCUCAGAAACUAUGUAAAGCCAGGUUUGUUGAAAUAUUGGUUUGGACCUAAAGUGGAUCACAGGACCACAUGUGGUAGAUCCUUGCGUAAGUCGAGUAACUAACGAGCCUUUACGGGUACAAGGAUAAGACCUAAGAAAUGAGGUCCUCAGAUAAAGGUUUUUGGCCUCAGCACUAAAAUGUUUUUGCAAAUCCGAGCCAACAGCUGUGUAAUGACAGUGUAAACAUGAGGAUAUUUUUGUUGAUAAAUAACAAAAGAAGAAAAGAGUAGCAUUACACAUUAAUAGGGCAGUAAUUACACACAUUUAUCUGGUGGUAUUCUUGAAGCAGAGUGUUGGGCAAGGACAUUGUGCCUGCCUUUUCUCAGUGUAAAAAGACAAAAAGUAUCAAAUGUGUAUAAUAGUAUAGUAUGUGUAAACUCUUAUUAUAUAGGGAGUGCAUUGUACCAGCGUGGGACAAGUAAGCAUUCUAACUGCCUAGUGACUUGGCAGAAGGAGCGCAAUAGCCAAUGCAAGUACUUCACAGCAUCAAGAGCAAUACUCAGUCGCACUAGAAAGCAAUGGCUCCAGCGGUCGGCUUUCGAUCGCACCAUUUGGCAUCCCCUGAAUUGCAUUAACUGCUUACUUGGAGGGACGCCCUGAUGGCUGUAGGAAGGUGCUGUGUUUUCAAUACUGUCAUCCCCUCACAGUUCAAAUACUUACAAAUGUGAGGUGUCCACAGAGCCAAUCACGGGCUGGGCUAUGACCAAUACAGAGAGAGCUCUUCAAGAAGCAAAUGAACUGGUUUUGUUUUGCAGCGGGAGUUUCAUCCAAGUCAAAGUUGUAAGAGACAACAAUGUGACUGAAGUGUCACAUGGUGACAUUAACAGACACUACAAGUUACGCCCUGUUUUAGUUGUGCUAGUAUUUACAUGAUUUGUAAAUAAUGUUGCACGUCUCUGUUGCUGAGGAGUGUGUUGGUGCUUCUCGCUCUCUGUAUUUCCUUCUUCCUUCCUUUCUGUGCCACAAUCACAAAGUUUCACAUCUUUAAUAUAAUUUAUAAUAAUCCUCAAAUACCUUUACCUUUGGAUGUGAAUUGGUUUUAUUUUUCAUAAUUUUUCCCAAUAUGGAUUUAUCAUUUAAUCUGCAAUAUCUACAUGCUGACCUUUGUAGAACUCCUCAGUGGUUUGUGUUUAUAUAUUAGCAAUUAUAUAUUAGCCCCUUCUUUUUCAUAGCAUUUUUUUAGCCAUACUGCAACCUGCUGCGCAUCCAUUGCUCAUAAUAUUACUAAUAAAUGUCAAAGUACAGAUGUGCCAUGUCAAAACUCAAUGUUAAAUGAAAUUUAUAUAUAUAUUAUUAAACUUUUUUUAGAAGUUAAUGAGGACAUACUUUUGAUCUUUUAAGUAUUAUUAGCUGUGACUGGUAAUGCCAUACUGGUUUAAUUGUUCUGUCUGGUUGCUGUUAAAUUGAACUCUGUUGUCUUCUUUGAAAAGCAUGUAGCGUGCACACACGUUCUUUUUGAUUAAUUAGGCUUUUACAUCUGUCAUCUCCAAUUCUUUUUUUUUUUUUUUUUUUUUUUAUCUUUUGCAAUAGCAUUAAAGGUGACAAGUCCAGUACGAACAGAUUUUGUUACCCUAACAAUUACGAAAAUCCUUUGUAUAAUUUAAGAAAUAUGUCACCAUAGGUACAAUUUAAAAUGCUUUUAUGUUUUUAUCUGGACAAUAAGAUGUUUUGGAGCUAUGAGACUGCAGCGUUUUAAGACUAUAAGCUGAAACCAAUGGUAUCCCUGAGUCAGCCUGUAUUUUAAUUUACAUUUCUGUUCAAGCACUGUGAGACCAUGGCUACUACAAGAUGUAUGAAACUGUAAGUGUUAUAUAGCUAUACAGGUUAAUCCAAGAACUCACACAUUUUAAUUUAUUUUAUUCUUCUCAGUCUGUUUUUUUUCUCAACCUAUUUUUAUACGUGUAUAAAAUAGAGUAAUAUAGUUGUUUCCUCUAUCCAUGCAUGUACCAUCUGAUGAGGUGUUGUUUCAUCAGUGAAAUGUUCAUGACCGUCCUGCUACGAUUCAUUCAAGUCCCAUAUUUCACACACAUGCAUAAUUGCACUGCAUUUUAAUAAUGGCAUAAAUUCUGUCUGGUUUAGAAGUGAAGAAAGGCUACAACAAAGUGUGUUCCUCUGACUUCCAGGUACCACUAGAAGUCAGCAACAGCUUUGGUUUUACAAUGGACAGGCUUUCAUCAGUAUUAUGGGUUCAGAUGUUGGGACACAUGGUAUUUACAAGAGCCGAGUCCAGUUCAGUCAAGACAGUGCAGACAGUUCAGAAUGGGAUUGCCUGAGUCAUCAUCAUGGCGACAUGCAAACUUUUAACUAUUCCCUGAGGGUGAUUUUAAAUUUGAAUGUUUGUACCCCAGUUAUUGAUAACUGAGUUCAGGUCAAAUGUUAUUGAACAAUAUCUUUUCACAUUAGGGUCGAACAAUUGGCACGCUGCCCACAACGUCUGGCCUUUCUAGCCUAAUCUGACCUGACUUUUCCAAAGACAUUUUAGCAUGAGAAUUAAGUUUUUUCAGUUUUUUAAACAAGAUUCUUAUGAAUGUAAUGUAAUAGAAAGGUACAAUAAGAGGAAUGAAUUGAAAAAAGCAAUGACAAAAGCAAAGAUAUUAUCUCUGUGCCUGAAUUAAACCUAUAGUGUGAACAUGGGUUAUGGACCACAAACCCCUUUCAUACAAAAUAUCCCUGAAGUGUUUGAUUUCAACAGAGCAAAAAUAAUAUUACUGCUUAGAUGUUUCUUAAAACCCAGCAUUCAGUUCUUAAAAUUGUUGAUGUUAAUUUUUUUUAUUUUUUUGGCCGUCAUCCUGUCUAAAACUUAUAUUAUCAACCUGUAAUUUCCGUAUUUAAAUUGCUAGCAUAAAUAUAUAUUAUAUCAGAGUUGCCAAAUGCCAGUAUAUCCUAUGAAUAAGAAGUUUAUAGUUUGUGAGGGUUUGAAAGUACAGUUGAACCUGGUUUCUAGUUUAGUUUUUAGCACCGAGGAGAGUUGACCUCUCUGUCUGCCCCUGUACAGUUCAACAUGAUAUGAUGCAGUUUGUUUCAGGAAGUAAAAAGGUUGUUAUUUUUGUGUAAUGACAGCUUUAGCAAUAUAAUAAAAAUAUAAAUUUUGA